AUGGAUAAUGAUGUAGUAUUUGGUUUACAAGAAUACAUCAUAUUCGAUUCGCAGAGGCCAGGACCAUCUUCACAAAACAUGGUUGAGUCCCAACCAAAGACAGAAUAUAAAUGGAACGAAGAUGAUUCCAAGAUUUUACUUGACCUGUAUGCAAAAUACAAAUUGAAACUUGGGACAUUCGAAAUUAAGAACACCAAAGUCUUGUGGAUAAAGAUUUCUGAACAGAUGAAGGAGUUUGGAGUCAUGGUAACUCCAAAUAAUUGCCUCAAUAGAUGGAGAGUCCUUGAGAGGAACUAUAAAAAAUUUGUAUACAACCAAAAUAAAACUGGGGAACAGAAAGAGGAAGGGCAAAACGAUGAAAAUGUGGCCAUGGAACAAACAUCUGAAGUUAACGUAACACCGAAAGUACUGCAUGCACCUGCUCACCCUAAGGCAAGUAGGCUUAGUAGCCUAAAAGAAACGAGGAAAAGUGAACUCGAAAAAACUAGGACAGACAGGGCCACAUAUUACAAAGACAGACUGCAAUUGGAACGGGAUAAACUAGAGAAAAUAAAAAUUCGCAAUGCUCUAAUUCAACAAAGAAAUACAAAGCUAGAAAAUAGGAAUAAGCUCCUCGAAGCUAGCAAUAAGCUACUUGAGGAGCAAAAUCAACUUUUGAGGAAGGCUGCUAAAAUUCCGAUUUUAGAAAAUGAAUUUGUACAUAGUGUAAAUAAUCAUAUUGUUAAGUAUAGUUUUAUAAUUACUGUAGUGUAUAGUUUUAAUAUUAGUGUAUAG
This is a messenger RNA of Diabrotica virgifera virgifera (western corn rootworm), 774 nucleotides long. RefSeq lists its product as uncharacterized. The record is from RefSeq and is a predicted model, not a curated record. NCBI's taxonomy places the organism in Eukaryota, Metazoa, Arthropoda, Insecta, Coleoptera, Chrysomelidae. Bases 1 to 774 code for a protein of 257 amino acids. The transcript has 3 exons.